This is a messenger RNA of Erinaceus europaeus (western European hedgehog), 3782 nucleotides long. RefSeq names its product ral guanine nucleotide dissociation stimulator (gene RALGDS). The coding region runs from base 115 to 2898 and encodes 927 amino acids. Gene Ontology annotation, cellular component: plasma membrane. Gene Ontology annotation, molecular function: guanyl-nucleotide exchange factor activity. The transcript is spliced from 18 exons. Gene Ontology annotation, biological process: Ras protein signal transduction; positive regulation of GTPase activity. The record is from RefSeq and is a predicted model, not a curated record. NCBI's taxonomy places the organism in Eukaryota, Metazoa, Chordata, Mammalia, Eulipotyphla, Erinaceidae.
GCUCAGAGCGCAGGCUGCGCGGAGCCGCGCUGGGCUGGGCCGGCCCCGCGCCCGCGCCCGCGCCGCCCUGGGAGCCACGGCCCCGCGGGCCGCCCGCACAGCUUCGAGCCGUCCAUGGUGCAGCGCAUGUGGGCCGAGGCGGCCGGGCCUGCGGGCGGCGCCGAGCCUCUGUUUGUGGGCUCCCGGCGGAGCCGCAGCGUAUGGGACGCCGUGCGCCUGGAGGUGGGCAGCCCCGACAGCUGCCCGGUGGUGCUGCACAGCUUCACACAGUUUGAUCCAGACCUGCAGCGCCUGGAGAGCUCCACACAGGAGAUCAGCGAGGAGUUGGUCAACGGGGUGAUCUACUCCAUCUCUCUGCGGAAGGUGCAGGUGCACCAUGGCGCCAACAAAGGCCAACGCUGGCUUGGGUGUGAGAACGAGUCUGGCCUGAGCCUGUAUGAGACCUGCAAGGUGCGCACCGUGAAGGCGGGCACCCUGGAGAAGCUGGUGGAGCACCUGGUGCCCGCCUUCCAGGGCAGUGACCUCUCCUAUGUCACCAUCUUCCUGUGCACCUACCGGACCUUCACCACCACUCAACAAGUCCUGGACCUCCUGUUCAAGAGGUAUGGUAGAUGUGACGCCCUCACGGCCUCCUCUAGAUACGGAUGCAUCCUGCCUUACUCCAGCGAGGAUGGUGGCCCUCAGGACCAACUGAAGAAUGCCAUCUCUUCCAUCCUGGGCACCUGGCUGGACCAGUACUCGGAGGACUUCUGUCAGCCCCCAGACUUUCCCUGCCUCAAGCAGCUGGUGGCCUAUGUGCAGCUCAACAUGCCCGGCUCUGACCUGGAGCGCCGUGCCCACCUUCUCCUGGCCCAGUUGGAACACGCAGAGCUUACUGAAGCAGAGCCUGAGGUUUUAAAACCAGCUCCAGAAGCAGAGCCAGUUCCAGAACCAGCUCUAGUGCCCUGUUCAACAGAAGAUCCUGAACUAGAGCCAGCAUCCAUUCCAGAGCCAGAGCCAACUCUACCACCAGCUGUAACACCUAACACAGCUCCAGAGCUAGAGUCAGCUCUGGCGUCAAUUCUAACACCCAUUUUGACCCUGGAGCCUGAGUCAAUUCUACCACCAGCUCCAGAACUAGAAUCGACUCUGGUGUCAGCUCUGGAGCUAGACUCAACACCAGCUCCAAUAUCAGCUUCAGAGCUAGAGCCAGCUCUAUCACAAACUCUAGAGCUAGAGCCAACUCCUACCCCAGAGCCUCCCUGGCCUUCACCUGUGACUGCAGAGAAUGGACUGACCGAAGAGAAGCUGCACCUCUUGUCAUUCCCUCCAGACCUGGUAGCAGAGCAGUUCACCCUGAUGGAUGCGGAGCUGUUCAAGAAGGUGGUACCCUACCACUGUUUGGGCUCCAUUUGGUCCCAGCGUGACAAGAAAGGCAAAGAGCACCUGGCACCCACUGUCCGUGCUACUGUCACCCAGUUCAACAGUGUGGCCAACUGUGUCAUCACCACCUGCCUGGGAGACCGCAGUGUGACGGCCCGGGACAGGGCCAGAGUGGUAGAACACUGGAUCGAGGUGGCCAGGGAGUGCCGAGUUCUGAAAAACUUCUCGUCCCUCUAUGCCAUCCUCUCAGCUCUGCAGAGCAACUCCAUCCACCGCCUGAAGAAGACCUGGGAAGAGGUCUCCAGGGACAGUUUUCGGAUCUUUCAGAAGCUGUCAGAGAUUUUCUCGGAUGAGAACAAUUACUCCCUGAGCAGAGAGCUGCUCAUCAAGGAAGGCACAUCCAAAUUUGCCACCCUGGAGAUGAAUCCCAAGAGAGCCCAAAAGCGGCCAAAGGAAACGGGUGUCAUCCAGGGCACCAUCCCCUACCUGGGCACAUUUCUCACAGACCUGGUGAUGCUGGACACAGCAAUGAAGGACUAUCUGUAUGGAAGACUGAUCAACUUUGAGAAGAGGAGGAAGGAAUUUGAGGUGAUCGCCCAGAUCAAGCUGUUGCAAUCCGCCUGCAAUAACUAUAGCAUUGCACCUGAGGAGCAUUUUGUGGCCUGGUUCCGCGCCAUGGAACGACUCAGUGAGACUAAGAGCUACAACCUGUCUUGUGAGCUGGAGCCCCCCUCAGAGUCAGCCAGCAACACCCUCAAGGUGAAGAAGAACACGGCCAUUGUCAAGCGCUGGAGCGACCGCCAGGCCCCCAGCACAGAGCUCAGUACCAGUGGCAGCUCCCACUCCAAGUCCUGUGACCAGCUCAGGUGUGGCCCCUACCUCAGCAGCGGGGACAUCGCUGAUGCGCUCAGCGUGCACUCUGCUGGCUCCUCCAGCUCAGACGUGGAGGAGAUCAACAUGAGCUUUGUCCCCGAGUCCCCAGAUGCCCAGGAGAAGAAGUUCUGGGAGUCAACCUCCCAGUCAUCCCCGGAGACCUCCGGCAUCAGCUCAGCCUCCAGCAGCACCUCCUCCUCUUCAGCUUCCACCACCCCCGUGGCCUCCACACGUACCCAUAAGCGCUCCGUCUCUGGGGUCUGCAACUACAGCUCCUCACUGCCGCUCUACAACCAGCAGGUCGGUGACUGCUGCAUCAUUCGCGUCAGCCUGGAUGUGGACAAUGGCAACAUGUACAAGAGCAUCCUGGUCACCAGCCAAGAUAAAGCUCCGACUGUCAUCCGCAAGGCCAUGGACAAACACAAUCUGGAUGAGGAUGAGCCUGAAGACUAUGAGCUCGUGCAGAUCAUUUCAGAAGAUAGAAAACUGAAGAUCCCUGAUAAUGCCAACGUGUUCUAUGCCAUGAACUCUGCAGCCAACUAUGACUUUGUCCUGAGGAAGAGGACAGCCUUCACCAAAGGGGCAAAGGUCAGGCACGGAGCCAGCUCAACUCUCCCUCGCAUGAAGCAGAAGGGCCUUAAGAUUGCUAAGGGCAUCUUCUAGUUGGUUCCUCAUGCUCGCCAGCCACAGAGACACCUCUUCCAAGGUCUGACUGGCUGGGGAGCUAAGCACUUACAGACUCCAGUGGCCUGGGCCAGGUGGGCUCCUGCCGCCCAGCCUGCCAGCCCAGACCACUCCCAGGACCAGUUUCACCCUGAAACUCUCACUGCCGGGCUUGACGCCUACUUCUGCAGGCUGACCUGGCCUCCCGUGGACCACUCGCUGCCUUAGGUGCCUUCUGCUCUCUGGAACCAGAGGACUAGCUGACAUUUGCCAAGGAGCGCUGCCAAGGGGCACAGAGCCCUGCCUGCCACUGGGCACUGCCCUAUAUACACUGUCCUCACACCUCUCCAGGUGGGGGGGGUCACUGCCACCUGUGCCCACAGGUACCCCAGAGCACCCACUCAUCCAUCGAGUCUGACCACUUCAGUUCUCUCCUCAUGUGCCCUGCACAGGGGUGCUGACCUCUCCUCCCACCACUCUGGCCUUUCUCGGGCUGCACCAAAGAUUCCAUCAUCAGGGCCAACCAACCGAGAGUAAGGGAGCUUUGCCUCCCCUCACCCAGCCCUCCCAGGAGAGGAGAGACAGACCCUCUUUGUAGACCAUCCUCUUCACCUGGUGAGUGAGGGUGGUCUCAGCUGGGUCCCACUGAUGUCGAAUCCUAUGCCACUUCAAGUGCCAUUUCACCAAUGCAUCCUGGGCUUGACGAGAUCACACGGGACGGAGUUUAGUGGGAAAGGAGGGUGUGGGGGAAGGGUGUGGAACUGAAAAUUUGUAUAAAAGGCAAAAAAAAUGUUUACCAGUUGGGGAGGGGCAAUAUUUAUUUCUUGUAAAUAGAAAAUGUUAGACUUGAAUAUUAUAUUAAAAAAAAUCCCAUUUCUACGCUA